UUCUUUUGUCAGUGACAUACAGUAUUUCUCUGCCUUUAUCCAGCUGCCCUCUAAAUGCCACUUUUUCCCAUCUUUUCCUUGUAUAAGUUGUGUAGCCGUAGAUGGUUAUUUACUAGUUGCUUCUGAAAAAACUUUCAUUAGCUUCAAUUUCAUUAUUCAAUUUUCUUGAAAAAAAAAGUAUCAGUAGCAACUCCAUUUUGCAGAAGAGUUUCUUCAUACUGAUGAACAGUCGAUGAACAUGAGUUCUCCAUCAACUCAAUUUGCCCCCACAAGAAGGAUGGGCAUAUUUGAACCUUUCCACCAUAUGAGUGUGUGGGAAGACACAUUUAGAGGUGACAUUAUGCCCAGCACUGCUGCUUGUAUGGUCACACCGACAAAUGACAGGGCAGAUGACAAGUCUGGAUAUACUUCUAGUGAACAACUAAUACCAUCUGGAUCUGAGGAUAAUCAGGCAGGAAAGAGUAUUUCAGACAAGAUACAACGGCGUCUUGCACAGAAUCGUGAAGCUGCCCGAAAAAGCCGUAUGAGGAAAAAGGCUUAUGUUCAGCAGCUUGAAAAAAGCAAUUUAAAGUUAGCACAACUUGAAAUGGAACUUGAGAGAGCUCGACAGCAGGGACUGUACAUUUUAGGUUCAAAUGGUAAUAUGGGGCUAAGUUCAACAAUUAAUCCAGGAAUAGCUGCAUUUGAAAUGGAAUAUAGCCUCUGGGUUGAAGAGCAACAAAAAAAGAACGUAGAGUUGAGGAACAUCUUGCAAUCCCAUGUAACCGAAAUGGAGCUCCAGUUGCUGGUAGAAACCGUCUUAAACCACUACUACAAUCUCUUCCGAAUGAAAGCUGAUGCUGCAAAAGCUGAUGUGUUUUACUUGAUGUCUGGGAUGUGGAGAAGUUCAGUGGAGCGGUUUUUCCUCUGGAUCGGAGGAUUCAAGCCAUCUGAACUCAUAAAUAUCGUGAUGCCACAACUCGAGCCAUUGUCUGAUCAGCAGAUCGUGAAAAUCUGUAAUCUGCGACACUGUUGUCAGCAAGCUGAGGAUGCUCUCACUCAGGGAAUGGAUAAACUUCAGCAGACUCUUGCACAGGGCAUCCUAACUAUGACCACCGGAAUGGGAAGUUACAGUUCUCAAAUGGUUUCCAGUAUGGAAAAGUUAGAAGCACUGGAAAGUUUUGUUAACCAGGCAGAUCACCUUCGGCAGCAAACACUACAACAAAUGUCACUUAUCUUGACUACUCGCCAAUCAGCCAGGGGUUUACUCGCUUUUGGAGAAUAUCUUCAACGUCUUCGUGCUCUAAGUUCUCUUUGGGCUGCCCGUCCUCGUGAACCUACCUAGCCUAUUAUGACCAAAAUUGAUGAAGAUAACUAAGUUUCCUCAGCUGCAGCUGUUAGCGCCUGAACGAGCUGCAUAUGGAAAAUGUAAUCAAAGUCCUGUCCAGACUGUGAUAUAGUUUUCAUACUCCGAAAAACAUAUUAUUCAGGUAUCCUGGCAUGUAUCCAGAAUUAUGUACAUAGGGAAGGGAAUGUAUAUAAUUCUAGAAUAAGGUGAUAAGAAUGUGAAGAGUAGAGAAACUUGACGAUGAAACUCACAGAACUCUGAAAAUGUGAUUUUUACAUAUGGUGAAAACCGAAAAGUAUUGCUAAUGCCUUGUGCUUGUAGAGCUUUGCAGCACAGCAAGAAAUUAUGGGGAGUUUUUUCCCACUUCAUAUAUUAGUUUGAAAGAUUAGAAUUUGCCCA
Molecule: messenger RNA, 1726 nt
Organism: Capsicum annuum
Lineage: Eukaryota; Viridiplantae; Streptophyta; Magnoliopsida; Solanales; Solanaceae
Product: transcription factor TGA7
Exons: 9
Coding region: 233-1324 (363 amino acids)
Biological process (GO): DNA-templated transcription; regulation of DNA-templated transcription
Molecular function (GO): DNA-binding transcription factor activity; sequence-specific DNA binding
Source: RefSeq, a predicted model, not a curated record